UUGCAACCGCCCUUCUUCCUCUACCUUUUUGUUUUUCGGAAAUCUCGUUACUGUUUCUUUCACUUUCUCGCAUAAGAAAAUUCCUUCCUUCUUCCUAUACCUUUUUGUUUUGCAGAAACCUCCUUCCUAUUCCUUUCAGUUUCUCGCAUAAGAAAUCUCCUUCUUAUUCACAAUUUCAAACAAUUCGAAAUCCCUAAUUAUUAGCAAGUCGACGGCGCCACUCGCUGACGAAAGUCCUUGUGAGUGGGGAGAUCACGAUUGGGAGUACAGAGGACAAUCCUGGCGCCGGAUAGGUUGUCGACGAGUGCGGAUUUCAUCUCCGGCAGCCAGCCCACCUCCCCCGCAGCCCAUUUAGGCGGACUUUGUAUCAUCCGCCGUCGCUGAAAACGAUCGAUCUCCCUCUCUCUUUUUCUGUUUCCAUCCCGUAUUUAAAAGAACCGCACUCUCCGUUGAAUCUCCAUCCAACACAGCUCUACACCACAAACCUCCUCCACUCCCAAAGAAAACCGCUACUCCAGUUUCUACUUCGGCCUCUACUCUGUCGAAUUUGCCUCCACUCUUGGUCGACGCUUCCUCCAGCACUCUCCCCUUCCGUAUGGGAAUUGCCACUCCUGCAUUGCUCAUAGCCCAGAGAGGUAUCAAUCUGCGUCCUUGGUUUGGGAAUUGUCAACCAAAUCUGCCUCCGUUCUCGGCCGUACCGCUGUUGGGGUCACGAAAUUGGUUUCUUUAACUAGAAGUUUGGGAGGUUAGCUCUUCUGAUUUUCCGUUUCCCUAAAAUCGUCACUCUCUGCUCUCUGGUUGAGAUUCAGGUCUCUUGCUUUCCUUUGCUGUCUGUCAAACUCAAAACUUCAUUACCCACCAUCAACCCACAACAAUCUAUUUCGUUUUCCCUUUCUGUUCCUGUGCGAUUUCCUGAGACUGCCAAUUGGCUGUGGAUUUCUCCAUAUGCAGACUUUCAGAAUCACUUUGACAUUGCUGUGGAAUUUGUUUGAUGGAUAGUUAGUUUCUUUUCUGCUAUGAAUUCCAUUGCUGCCUCUGGGAUGCACAGACAACGAUCCUAUUAUGGAUUUCCAUUCCCAAAUCUAAACCUCAACCUUUUCUCUGCCAAAGUAUCUCAUAUGGGAGUUGAUUGGUAUCCUUAGCUUACGUUCCAUGGUUGAAAAAUCUGAUUUCAUAGAUAGAAUUAACCCCAUUUCAUAUAACAUGAUCUAUUAUAAAAUUAGCUAUAGGAAGGCCCUAGCUUUUCGUGCACCAGUUCUAGCAUUCCAUAAUUACAUCUUCUACUGCCUCUAACAUAGAAUUCCAUAUUUUUAUCAACACUGUGUGAGACAUCUAAACUAUUAGAUGGAAACACAUUACUGAAUGUGAUGUAGGGGAUAGUGACAUGCCAAGUAUUUGCUUUUCAUUUCGUUAAUGAGGAUGUUAUCAUUUUAUCAUAUUACUGAUAUUGAAAAAGAAACCAGUAGGUUCUUAAGCAAGGCAAGCCAAUGGGAUGUCAUGAAGGUGAAACAACUAGAAAAGAAACAGAGGAAUUUGUUGCCUUCGCAGGAAAAAAAGCAAAUACUGGGCAUGUCACUAUCCAGCCGACUGCCCAUUUCCAGCCCUGCACUCUUCAUCGGCAAUAACCCAGAGUUCUGGUAACGGCAACAUGAAGCCUGCAGAUAGUGGGAAAAAGGAAUAGGGUAUUGGGUUAAAGCAAUUUGGGAUCAACACAACACUUCUUUCCCCUGUUUCUUAGUAUCGUGCUUAGCAAAGUGUUGAACUUUAUAGCAUUUCAGGACUGCACGGUGUGAGUAUCUGAUUACCAUAGCAGUUUAAUUGAUCAAGCCAAUCAAAAUUCUUACUACCACCUGCUAUAGAGCUGAUCUAUUUCGUAUUGCAUAUAUAUGCAUAAUCAUUUCUUUGGGUGUUCCUUGGUAUCUACUCUCUGGUACAGUGGUACUUAAUCCUCUACUCAUCAGAAGUUAAAGAAUUGGGAACCAUUACAAAUAGAGCUAAAAAUAUAUGGACCAAUAAAAUAAAAAAGCGACAGAUGUUGAUUAAAAUGAAAAGAAAAUUAGUGCGAAGAAACAUGCAUCAGUCUAAAAUCCAAAUACUCUUAAACUCACACUUUUGUGUUGGAGAAGGGAAAAGAAAUUAGUUGAGGUGCUGAACAGUCCAUUUCUUUAACUAAGUUCGCUGUUACUUCUCCAUGUUCGUGCGUUUUCCUCUUUCCUUACAGUUCGUGUGAAUUUUGGUGUGGUUGUCAUAGGUGUACAUUGUUCAAUGUAAAUAACUGCAUUUCUUGAGGUGUUCCAGCAGGUUCCUUUGUAUCUUUCUCCUAUUGUUGAAGCAACAUAUCAGGUCCUUCAUUAGAGAUUCCUUUGGCUAUGAUGAAGUGAUUCUAUUUUCUGUAUUGUGAUGCUCCAGGUUCUUGGUUCAAGUGUAAAGCGUUGGAGUGAAGCUUGAAGGCCUGCCUUAUUGAUGCGUUCAGUGAGAGAGAUUUCGAUGUCCGAGGUAGUUGUUGAAGUCCUGUUGCGAUGUGCCUUCUAAUCUCCCUUGACCCUUCUCUGUUGUUGUACAUUAUAUUUAUGUUUGCUUUUGCUCUGUUUGUUCUUGACUAACCCUGAUUUAGUGUUUUAAUAAUUUUUGCAGUUCGGUUUGCUCAACAAAUAACGAACAGAUCUGGUCAAGGUAAGGCUCUUUCCAUGGCGUUCGGUUUUUGGAAGUCUAAUAUCCCUGUGUUUGUCUCUAUUAUUCUCUCUUUCCCGGGGUUUUAUUUGGUUUUUACUGUGGUUAGAAUGCUCUUGCAGUGGCAGUAGGCUUUACAUAUGGUAUGAUAUAUUGAUGAUUAUGAUUGGGAAUAUCCUCUUUGUACAAUGAUGCUUUAAACAACUGACAUGGCUGCUGUGUUUGGAAGGAAGUCUCAAAUUGUAGUUUUGAAUCAAAUGGUUUAGUUUGCUUUUGUUCCAUCUGCCCAUAUUAACUUUUCGUUUAGUUGAAAAAAAGAUUGUUCCUAUUAUGUCCUUGAAUGGAAUGGGUGUUCGGAAUUGGGGGCUUUAGAGAAAGGUGUUGUGAGUUCACAGGUCACAGGACAUGCUAUAGAAUUUAGGUACACCAUUUUUCAAACAAUUAUUCAGGAAAAAUGAAGGUUCUCCAGUAUGUUAAUGUAACUAUGGCCCAUUCCAGUGACCGUAAGGGAUGAUGUCAAAAAGCAAAUAAUUUUUUUAGAUAUUGCAUCAAGUAGUGCAGCUGCUCCUAUUCCUUUCAAAACGCACGCAGUUUUCAACACAUGGAAUGAUGAAUGUGGCAUAGGUAAACUUACCGCUUUUCAUUGAAAUGUUUUUCAAAUUUCAGUCUCAAUUUGUUGUAAUAGAGUGGUUUAUAAUUCAAUAAUCAAGUAGUGACUGAGGGGUAGGAGAUCUAGAAGAAAAGUUUUCACAGCAAAACUAUAAAAAAAUGCUUUAUCUCAUGAAACUACACGACCCUCUAACAUGUUUUAAAAAAUUACUGUCACGUUAUAAAUUUUCGUGGAUGCUCCUUGGGGGUUAUGAGUCACUAAAUUAGUUAGUUUGGUUUGAGCUGCUACGCUUACUAUAUUAGUACUAUAAUUCCAAUAGUAACAUGGGAAGCAACAAAAAUUAUGUGCUUAUUAAGUUGGGUUUGCCUAUAGUAUGAUCUUUUGGCAUGAAACUGGAAAUGAUUUGUAGUUGUAUCCUUUUUGUCUUCUUCUUUAUGCUUAUAUUAGGUUUCUGUGCUCUUGAUACAUUGUUAUACUGCUGCUGACUUUUUGAUGGUGCUUAGUUAAUUAGGAUUUCCAUGACUCUCUCUUUUGAUGUAUGAAAGUAUGAAAGGAUCAUGUCACAUUCAAUCCUAAUGCUAUAUCCUCUUAAAAAAAUUAUGCAAAGCCCCAUAUUCUAAUUUUCAAUCCAAUUAAUAAUUAGCAGUGGCCUAAGAAAACCUGGAUAAUGUACAUUAACUAGGGUAAAAAUCUAGACACAACAAAAACAUGUUUCGACUAAUUGGUAACAGAAUGCUCCUCUGUGCACACAUCAUGUUGUUUAGAACUUUUAAUUUCUAAUCGAUUUAAUGCUUCGCCUUAUGAGUUUACGUUAGUGUCUAAGUUAGUGUCGAAGCCUCAAAUUUACCUAGGCUGAACUACUGGAUUGUGGUAGGAAAACAGUUUCAAUCUUGGCCUUGAGAUACUAGAAUAGAAUUUAAGUUUUAGUUUCAGUCUGAGCCUGAGUCUUGGUUAAGUUAUUUCAGCUUUUAGCUCCUCAGAUAUAAUGUCUUCCUUUGUAUAAAUUGUUUAAACUGCUCCAUGAUUAAUAGGUCAUACUUCUGAAACUAACCCAAUUAAGUAUACUAGAAAUCCAUUUGCGCUUGCUUUCAAGUAUAUCUCUUUCCAUUGCUAAUUGCUUUCUGUUCUUCUGUGUUGGUGCUGCGGUGUUGCUAAAUAUUUACUGUUGUCCUCUACACUGUAAGUUGGAAGCAUUGAUAUGGAAUUGAGACAUGUGCUUGUGCUUUUGUGUUUUGGUGAGUGGUUUUUUAACUUGAAUUUGUUUCAACACAGGCUUGCCAGACUCACUUUUAUGUUCUCAGCGAGUAUUCUGCUACAAAUACUGCUAUGCUUUCACUCUCAUUGGUUGGGAAUACGGUAUCCCUGCAUAGUUGCUACAAAAUACAUGGCACUUAGAAAAGUUGUUACUAACAAAGUUAAAAAUUAUCCAGGAAGUCAUUCAGGUGUUGUUCAAUGCUUACAAAAGUUGGUAGGCAUCAUUAAGCUAACUGGAACGGACAAACAAAGAAGCAUCAUAAGGACUUUGGUACCCCAACUUCCAAGCAAUUGCAUUGUCAAAAGGUGUAUCGUCUCCAAACCUUCAGCUACCACGAGUGUCAUUUCAUUUCACUACGAAGCCAGGACCUUUCGGCGGCUAUGCACGAGGAUGGUUGGCGGGCGUCAUAGUUGUUGAUGGCUGCCAAUUUCAUUGUCGAAUAGGGGUUUUCCCGGACAUCCUCUCCAGCUGCAGAACGUGAGGUGAGAUCUUUUCCAUCUCUUCUCUUUCAUCUCUCAUGACUAGGCUCACCACUGGUUGGAUACAGUGUUGACUCCAUCUUUGUUACUACUGUACUGUGAUUAUAGUUUGUAAACUUCUGUUUGUAUACAUUAGGUUCUAAUAUGUAAUUUUGCAUAUAUUAUGCACUUAAUUUUUUUAAUAACGGAAAUUUGUUAACUUUAUCAUAUUUUAAAGUACCAUUUAUAAGUUUAUCAUAUUAUUUAAGAAAAUAAAAAUCUUCCUCAUUCAGACUCCUCUAUUGACAUAUACUUCAAAAAGAUCCCCUACAAGCGCAGGAAGAGGAGAGGACCACGGUCCACGUACCCACCACCGUUAGGCGGGUAAAGAUGGAUAAAAAAAGUUUGAAAAAUGUGACAUCGGUUAUUGUCACUGGAUAAAAAAAAAAGAAUGGAAAGAAAGAAAAAAGUUUAAUCUAC
Linum trigynum is the source of this 5473-nucleotide messenger RNA. NCBI's taxonomy places the organism in Eukaryota, Viridiplantae, Streptophyta, Magnoliopsida, Malpighiales, Linaceae. The record is from the annotation of a GenBank genome assembly.